Messenger RNA from Dermacentor andersoni, 1642 nucleotides. The record is from RefSeq and is a predicted model, not a curated record. NCBI's taxonomy places the organism in Eukaryota, Metazoa, Arthropoda, Arachnida, Ixodida, Ixodidae.
CCAAAGGUAUGACACGCUCUCGCACGCGCUCAACCACGCGGCCACGCUCUCACUUUUCUACCAAACACGCACCGUAAGACCACUAAUAGCUAUUUGUCUUGCUACUUCCAAGCUACUAUUUCAAGACUACAAACACUCAACGUCCCACUCGGCUGCACGUGUUGGAACACGUGGCACGAAAGGACGCUCUAAUCAUCCUGCAAAACAAAUGUACACGAAGCACACCCGCGCACCCGAAAUAUGAGACAAAAAAAAAGGAAAGAAAAGGAAAACCCCCCAAUUACUAUUUAAAUGCAAAAAACCAGCAAAUAAAAGCAGAAGCAAGCUCAAAGCAUGCACGAAAACUUAUGAUUUCGUCGUCGCCACGGAGCCCCGAAAAGCACGUCCAUUCGCCACAAAAUCCAAACAAACUCCGAAUGCCCGUAGACGGCCGCCAUCUGGAUUGUGCUGUUGCAAGGAACGAAGCUCGGCGCGCCGCUCAAUGAAUGGGAAAAAUGCUGGAUAAGGGGUUCAUAUUUGAAUUUUCGUGUAACAAAAUUAUGUUUUAUCGUGUAUUCAAAUUACAAUCCGACGCUUUCUUUUCUGUAGGCUGCGCGUAAGUUGUACUUUACGAUAUUUUAUAGGCAUUUUACUUGCAGAAACUCAAUUGGUUCAGUAACGUCACUGCGCUAUACAGGGGGCUUGUGUGACUGGGUAUACGUAGUUCGGAGCGAUUUCUUUUUUUUUAUUUUACUGAAGGACGGUGCACUCUGAACGCGGCAGAGCGACGCCUGAUUUUCUCCUACAUGGGGCCAUUCACGCGUUGCGUUAAUAUCGCGCUGGAGGUUAGUGCGUCCUCAAGUUGGCGGUGGUAAGGACAGCUCGACUCGCGUCGGUGGCGCAUCGACGUUUCUUCCUGCAGCGAUUCGCGCGCAGCUUAGUGCGCGGCUGUUAAUUGCGGCUGAGUUUUCCAACCCUUUUAAUACAUUUCAGACUCUUCAGCUGGCUGGCUGGUGUGCAUCUGUUUGUUGUGGGCUCUUCUGCGUUUAUGUGAAGUUUAUCUGGUACUUGAGCCACAAUCCCACGCCGGAAGGCACGGAUCUAUUUCUGGCAUUCUUCGACAGGAUACUGUGGUCUUUCUUUCUUGCCUGGACCAUACUAAUGUGUGCUACGGGCCGAGGAGGAACUCUGAACAAGUUCUUGUGCUGGAAAGCAUUUGUCCCAUUGAGCAGGCUUUCAUACGGCGUGUACCUCAUCCAUUGGCUGUUUCUCGAACUCAUGCUGCACUCAUCAAGAGAACGAGUCUACUGGUCGCCAUUUAAUCAGUUGACGCUCUCCUUUGCCGUACUCGUCUGGAGUUUCCUGCUGUCAUCCGUGGUCUUCAUCGCAUGCGAGGCGCCGACCGGAGUGCUGGAGAAGCUGCUUUUCAGGAGGUGGAUUGAAGAUGGCGACACCCGAAAGCAAGAACAUCAAGAAUAGCUCGGAGGUGGUGACGUGAAAAGAAAGGACAGGGGCGGAUUAAGGCUAUGAAAUUUCACUAUGCUAUCCAACUAGUGGCCACCGGCCUUGUCAUACUAUGUGUACCGGUACUUGCAAGACCACCAAAGCUAAGCAGCGUUGGGCUCGGUCAGUACGUGUAAGCAUAUUAUUGGAAUAUCAAGAG